AUGGCGCUCGCGCAGCUGUCGGCUGUUCCCGUUCUAGUUCGUCUCCAAGACGGGAACAAGGUGGAAGUCAUGGCGGACUCGUGGACUUCCGUAACAGACCUGGAGAAACAGAUCGCAUCCAAGAUCGGUCUAAAAUGCUGUACUGCUUUCACGGUGUUUGAGGCCACCAACACGGACGGGCAGAGAGCCCUACGAGCUAAGGAGCGGAUAUUGGAUACGGUUGCUCAGUGGAGAACCCAGGCCGCCGCGACCUCGGGGGUGAAAAAAUUCCAACUUUUGUUCAAGGUGCGGCUACACUUGCGUCCCGACGACGAUGACUUGGCGGGUAUCAAGCUCACUUAUCUGCAGGCUGUUCAGGACUUGUGCGACGGUGUCUACAUGGUGAGUACGGAGGACAGCGUGCAGCUGGCGGCAUUUCAGUUACAAGCGAGCAGAGGCGACUACGACAAGAAAAACUGCACAGCUGGCUCUCUCGAGAAAGAGCUUACAACUCUCGUCCCGCCGCAGAUUCUAGCCCAGCCCGAAGGGGAUGAGUUCAGGGGGAGGAAGGACCUUGCCAACAAGAUCCUGGCGUACUACAUGAUGAGCCUGAAGGGUAUCAGCAAGAAGGAAGCAAGAGCCCUGUUCAUGGGCCUCAUGCGCGAGAAUCCCAGCUUCGGCCGGGCGUACUUCGACGGGCUUUCACAGGAAAAACCCGUAGUAGUCGGGAUCGGCGCAGACGGAGUGCAGUUCCUCGACGCGACCGACGGAGAUCGCCCCGUCCUGGCGGAGUACGGGUUUGACAGCAUCGGGUCCUUCGUUUGCUCGGACGAGGAGACGGCGGUGAUGACGCUGGCGGCACGGGAAGGAGAACAGACGAGCUUCGUGAAACCGACAGCCAUCCUUAUCCAGUCCGCACAGGCGUCCCAGAUGAAGAGCCUCGUGCACGCUUACAUGGUCCGUUACAUCCUUCCGAGGAGAAAGAAGAAGGAGGAAGGAGAGAAAGCCAAAACUGUCAAUAAGGAGACAGACGUCGUCCCGUUUGCGACUGAUGGAGCAUAG
This is a messenger RNA of Ectocarpus siliculosus, 1041 nucleotides long. The record is from the annotation of a GenBank genome assembly. Lineage: Eukaryota; Phaeophyceae; Ectocarpales; Ectocarpaceae.